This is a messenger RNA of Paraglomus occultum, 855 nucleotides long. The record is from the annotation of a GenBank genome assembly. NCBI's taxonomy places the organism in Eukaryota, Fungi, Glomeromycota, Glomeromycetes, Paraglomerales, Paraglomeraceae.
AUGUCACGAGGAAACUUUGGAGCUCGCGGGGGCUCUGGACGUGGGCGUGGUGGAUAUUCAGGAAGGGGUCGUGGGGCUAUGGCCCAACCUCAAGGCCCACCGAGCCAUGUCCUCGAAAUGGGUUACUAUCUUCAUGAAUGUGAAGGUGAUAUGGUCUGUCGCUCGUCAAAUCCCAAAAUUCCGUACUUUAAUGCACCCAUAUAUUUAGAGAACAAGCAACAGAUAGGGAAAGUAGAUGAAAUAUUAGGACGAAUAGAAGAUGUUUAUUUCACAGUCAAAUUACAGGAAAACAUAUUGGCAAAAUCUUUCAAGUCAAAGGACAAGGUUUACAUAGCAGAAGAUAAACUUUUGCCAUUGGAGAGGUUCCUACCAAAAACACCAGUGCCCAAAGUUAAAGGUCCUAAAGGGAAAGGGGAUCGAGGACGCGGACGCGGGGGUCGCGGACGUGGUGGUCGCGGUGGAAGUUUUGGAGGUCGUGUUCACGCGGUGGAUUCCGCGGUGGUGGACGUGGUAGACGUUGGUAGACUCCUCCGACCCUCUCGCUUAAAAAAAAACAAUGAACAAAUUGCCGAAAUUCUUUACACGUUGUUCGACUUUGAAAUUUCGGCGCGUUUCCUCUCUGUUUCCAUUGUAUAUCUACGUCUCUCUUCCAAUGACAAGCUGAGUAUUCGAUGUCCUCUGAUUUGCACAAUUCCUCCAGAGGCUAACUCUCAAAAGGGAAAGCUCCUCCUUAAUUAUAAUUACUGUAGUUUAUGUGAGGAUCUUGAUACAUUAAAUAAUUCUAUAAAAGCUAUAAAUAAGAACAAGUUUUCAACUAGAGAUGGUGCUCUCCGUUUAUUCGCUCUCUCACCAUGA